Molecule: messenger RNA, 1716 nt
Organism: Exophiala aquamarina CBS 119918
Lineage: Eukaryota; Fungi; Ascomycota; Eurotiomycetes; Chaetothyriales; Herpotrichiellaceae
Exons: 8
Coding region: 1-1716 (571 amino acids)
Biological process (GO): transmembrane transport; carbohydrate transport
Cellular component (GO): membrane
Molecular function (GO): carbohydrate:proton symporter activity
Source: RefSeq, a predicted model, not a curated record
AUGGGGCUUCUAGGACCCAAGAAACCAUACUUUGGUAUGAAAGGAGGAUGGCUGACCUUCUGGAUCACGGUAGCUUGUGCAACGGAUAUGACGCUCUUUGGCUAUGACCAAGGUGUAUUUGGUGGUGUCAUUGUCACAAGAGACUUCCUGCAGACGCACGAUCUAAGUGGUCCAUCUAAGACAAAUCUUCUAGGUACGGUCACAGCAAUCUAUGACAUUGGAUGUUUCUUUGGGGCCAUUACAGCAGUCUGGCUUGGAGAGUCACUCGGACGGAAAAGGUCAAUACUUGUUGGGGCCACGAUUAUGAGUGUCGGUGCCAUUCUUCAGACCUCGUCAUACAGUGUUGCUCAAAUGAUCGUCGGUCGUAUCAUAGCAGGCAUCGGGAAUGGUAUAAGCACGUCAACCGCUCCAGUCUGGCAAACGGAGACAUCCGCCAUUAAAUGGAGAGGAAAGUUGGUCGUCAUCGAGCUCAUUUUGAACAUUGCGGGCUUCUCGUUGUCGAACUGGGUCACCUAUGGAUUCUCAUACCUGGGUGGACCGAUCGCCUGGAGGUUUCCCCUUGCUUUCCAGUUUAUCUUUAUUUUCAUUCUCUUCGCUACCGUUCCUUGGCUACCAGAGUCCCCAAGGUGGCUCAUUGCUCACGAGUACGAGGACGAAGCUUUCACCAUCCUUGCCGACCUCGAAAAUAAGAGCGAAGACGACCCAUUCAUUUUGACACAACACAAGGAAAUCGUCUACACCGUGCAGUACGAACGGCAAAACGCUGUGAAGUGGAUGGAUUUACUUCGAGGCAAGACAAGCGAUAAGGGCGGUACGAAAACCAUACGUCGCCUCAUCUUGGGCGCUGGAACUCAAGCAAUGCAGCAAUUGUCAGGAAUUAACGUCACGAGCUACUAUCUGCCCACUGUCCUGAUCAAGUCUGUGGGCCUCGAUGAAAAGAUGGCACGACUUCUUGCUGCAUGCAACAGCGUCUCAUACUUACUCUUUUCCCUCAUUGGCAUUCCCAACGUGGAGAAGUGGGGUCGGCGCAACAUGAUGAUUUUCGCUGCUUCUGGUCAAUCAUUCUGCUACCUCAUGAUCACCAUUCUGAUCAGGUACAAUGAGAUGCCAGGAUAUGCUCAUGCGAAAGAAGUUGCAUCUGCUUCAGUUGCAUUCUUUUUCCUGUACUACAUCCAUUUUGGUAUUGGAAUGCAGGGUGUGCCAUGGUUAUAUCCAACGGAGAUUAAUUCCCUCGCCAUGCGUACUAAGGGUGCUGCAAUCGGCACUGCUACAAACUGGAUUUUCAAUUUCAUGGUCGUGGAAAUCACUCCUAUCGGCAUUCAGAACCUGAGGUGGAAGUUCUACAUCGUGUGGACGGUACUCAACGCCUCCUUCAUCCCCCUCAUGUACCUAUUCUACCCAGAGACCGCCGGCCGGUCUCUCGAGGACAUCGAUGACUACUACCGCACCAACCCGCCUCUACUGGUCUUCCGGGACAAGGACGUUACCUCCAGCAAGCGACCAGAGAAGUACCGUGUCCGAGAGGAGGAAGAAAUUCGACGAAAUAGUUCCGUCAACGCCGCCACUUUCAGGCGCCAGAGCAGACUGAGCUAUAACGCCAUGGCGGAUGCACAGCAAUCGGUUCUGCGGAGCGAGGAUCGUGAUGAUGACUACGAGGGGAAGACGGUGCAUGGUUCGCUAGAGCAGGAGCGACAUCGUCAUAAGGAGCAUGUGUGA